UGUAGAACAAGUUAUCCCUACAGUAGUGUUGGUCAAUCCGCUCUUGCACGACACUUCAGAUUAUCUGCAAUUCUCUGCUUUGAGCAUCUUGUCGCCGGUCGAAUCUAGUCCGUGUGCAGUGAGGUUCAGUGGGUCUGCAAUUGCCAGAUUGGGCGAACCUGCAAGGCAAUCGGUAUUUGAAUGCUGGAGCUUAGACUCACAGCUACCCUAUUGUUCUCUUCUAUUACAAGGGCUGGACCUGCUUUUCCUCGUACGAAACGGACCCUUUACAUAUUCUCCCUCCUCUCUCGAAUACCAGAUCCGAACCUUGCUAGAUUAGCUCCCAAUUCCAGACCAUUUCAAGUGCGCUUCUGUUCAGCAGAAGUCCGACAGACUAUGGCACCACCCGGGGAUCGAGACAUCCUGCCCGACAUCAUCAAGCCGGUGAACUACGAGUUGUCCCUCUUCAACCUCGAGUUCGGCGGCAAAUGGUCAUACGAUGGGCUUGUCAAGAUCGCUUCGAAGGUCAAGCAGGCCACCAAUGAACUUGUGAUCAAUACCAAUGAGCUGGAUAUCAAGGGUGCAGAAGUGCUAGGCCAGGAUGGUGGAGCCGCAGUCACGUCUAUGGCAGACGUGUCUUACGACAAGCCCAACGAAAGAGCCACCAUCAAGUUCUCUGGCGACAUCCCUGCUGGAGACGCCGUGAUUGCUAUCAAAUAUCAAGGUAGCAUGAAUAAUUCCAUGGCUGGAUUCUAUCGCUCCAAGUACAAACCCGCAGCCACACCGAGCUCAGGUACACCCACAGAUGGCGAGUUCCACUACAUGUUCAGCACACAAUUUGAGGCUUGUGAUGCAAGAAGAGCAUUUCCUUGCUUUGAUGAGCCAAAUCUAAAAGCGUCCUUCGAAUUCGCGAUUGAGAUCCCUGAAGACUUAACAGCAAUCAGCAACAUGCCGGAGAAGGCUGUGUCAAAGGGCAGCAAAGACGGGCUGAAGAAGGUGUCAUUCGAGAAGACUCCCGCCAUGAGCACAUAUCUUGCUGCUUGGGCGGUUGGGGACUUUGAGUACGUGGAAGACUUCACGGCACGCAAAUAUAAUGGCAAGAACAUCCCCGUCCGUGUUUACACCACUCGGGGUCUCAAGGAGCAGGGCCGCUUCGCUUUAGAGCAUGCUCAUAAGACUCUGGACUAUUUCUCUGAUGUCUUUGGCAUUGAAUAUCCUCUUCCAAAAUCCGAUCUGUUAGCUGUACAUGAAUUUGCCAUGGGAGCUAUGGAGAAUUGGGGAUUGGUGACUUACCGAACUACUGCAGUUCUUUUCGACGAGGAAAAGUCAGACGCUCGGUUCAAAAAUCGUGUCGCAUAUGUGGUGGCGCACGAGUUGGCUCACCAAUGGUUCGGCAAUCUCGUGACUAUGGAUUGGUGGAACGAGCUCUGGCUGAAUGAAGGCUUUGCUACAUGGGUUGGAUGGCUUGCAGUCGACCAUUUGCACCCUGAAUGGGAUGUGUGGAGCCAGUUUGUGGCUGAAGCUGUACAAACAGCUCUUGAGCUCGACUCGCUCCGUGCCUCCCACCCCAUCGAAGUGCCUGUUCGCAACGCUCUGGAGGUUGACCAGAUUUUCGAUCAUAUCUCCUACCUGAAGGGAAGCUCCGUGAUCAGAAUGCUGAGCAAUCAUUUAGGGCAGGAGGUAUUCUUGAAGGGUGUAGGCGACUAUCUCAAAAUCCAUGCCUAUGGCAAUGCCAGGACCAACGACCUCUGGGCAGCGCUCAGCGCAGCCUCGGGGCAGGACGUCCAGGCUUUUAUGGACCCCUGGAUCCGCAAGAUUGGCUUCCCAGUUGUUACUGUUGCCGAAGAACCUGGCCAGAUUGGCAUUCGCCAGUCGAGGUUUUUGACGACAGGAGAUGUCAAAGCUGAAGAAGAUGACACGACGUGGUGGGUUCCCGUCGGCCUGAAGACAGGAACGCCAGCCAAAGUCGUACACAGUGCUCUGACCCAGAAAGAGGAUACUGUCCGUGAUGUCGACGACGACUUUUACAAGAUCAAUGCUGACCAGAGCGGCUUCUACCGGACAAAUUAUCCACCGCAACGCCUGAUGAAGCUUGGUAACUCCCAAGACCGCCUGUCGGUAGAGGAUAAGAUUGGUUUGAUGGGAGACGCAACUGCCCUCGCUAUGGCCGGAAAUGGUACGACGUCGGCUCUUCUUUCUUUGUUGGAAGGCUUCAAAGAUGAGAAAAACUUCAUUGUGUGGCAACAAAUUGCAACUUCGCUGUCCAAAGUUCGCUCUGUCUUUUCCACCAACAAGGAAAUCUCUGCUGGCCUGAAAAAGUUCUCUCUGAAAUUGGUCUCUCCAGCAGCGGAAGCCAUCGGCUGGGAAUACCCUAAAGACGAGGACUGGCUGACGGGCCAAUCUAGAAAGCUUCUGCUCGGCUAUGCUGCAGGAGCAGGCCACCAAGGCAUUAUCGAAGAAGGCCAAAAGAGAUUCGCAGCAUGGAAGGCUGGUGAUGAAAAGGCAGUUCACCAGAACUUGCGAAGCGUUAUUUUCAAUCUGGCAAUUGCCAAUGGUGGGCAGGAAGAAUACGAUGCCAUGAAGGCCGAGUUCAAGAAGACAACAACGGUGGACGGUAAGGAGAUCUGCAUCCAAGCCCUCGGCCGGUCGAAGAACCCGGAUCUCGCAUGGGAUUUGCUUGAAUUUGUGAUUUCGGAAGAAGUCCCGGCUCAAGAUUCUCACGGAGGCAUCGUGGCUGUGUCGAACAACAACGAGACACGAACAGUGGCGUGGGAAUUCACCAAGAAGAAUUGGGAACGAGUCGAGAAGAGACUUGGCGGGACGGGCAUAGUGAUUGAUCGAUGGAUCAAGAUGGGACUGCCCAAGUUCUCAGACAUCGCCAUUAGAGAUGAUAUCGCUGAGUUCUUCAAGGACAAGAACACGGCGGCGUUCAACCGAAGCUUGGUAAUAGUGUCUGAUGCCAUCACUGGAAAUGCCAACUACAAGCAACGAGACGAGGAGCAAUUGUUGGAGUGGUUGAAGGCUCAUGGAUAUGCUUGAGAAGUAGUGGCUUCAUAGACAGACAAGCCCUUCACAUUGCAGUGGAAGUCGUAGUGGCGAAGGCUUCAGCAGGAGGCAAUGCUGGACAACAGAGCCAUGGAUAUCA
Messenger RNA from Exophiala xenobiotica, 3124 nucleotides. RefSeq lists its product as uncharacterized. Lineage: Eukaryota; Fungi; Ascomycota; Eurotiomycetes; Chaetothyriales; Herpotrichiellaceae. Gene Ontology annotation, cellular component: cytoplasm. Bases 181 to 3018 code for a protein of 945 amino acids. The record is from RefSeq and is a predicted model, not a curated record. Gene Ontology annotation, biological process: peptide catabolic process; proteolysis. Gene Ontology annotation, molecular function: zinc ion binding; metalloaminopeptidase activity; peptide binding. The transcript is spliced from 3 exons.